AUGGCAGUACUAGCAGUGGUAUUAACAUUAUUAUCAUAUGAAAAAAACCAAGAAUUUCUAACUGAUACUUUUAGUGCUAUUUCAGCAAAGUGAAAUUUUGUUAGAGUUCAAAUUCUAGAAGAAAAAGGCCGUGCUUCAAAAUUAAAUAAAAAAUUACAUUAUAAAAAAUGUCAUUUUCAUCGAAUUGUUAAAGAUGUUAUGAUUCAAUCGGAAGAUUUUACUAAAGAUGAUGUUCUUUUUAGUUUAUAG
Messenger RNA from Rotaria sp. Silwood2, 249 nucleotides. The record is from the annotation of a GenBank genome assembly. Lineage: Eukaryota; Metazoa; Rotifera; Eurotatoria; Philodinida; Philodinidae.